Molecule: messenger RNA, 258 nt
Organism: Micromonas pusilla CCMP1545
Lineage: Eukaryota; Viridiplantae; Chlorophyta; Mamiellophyceae; Mamiellales; Mamiellaceae
Exons: 1
Coding region: 1-258 (85 amino acids)
Source: RefSeq, a predicted model, not a curated record
AUGGUUGUCGCCGGGGAUUUCUUCAAAGUGGUAGUGCCGCAGAUUCCCGUGUUGACGGUGUCGUUUGGUAUCUAUCUCUACUUGAUCGACCCCGCGAUCGCCCGGAAGUGGUCGACGAAGAGCGCGCUGCUCGACCCGCAGCUCCGAUCCCUCGAAGAUCUGCUCACGGGCACGCCGGGGGGCGCGGACGCCGCGCUCAAGAAGAAGAACGACGCGGCGAAGGCGAAGGCGAAGGCGAAGGCGAAGGCGGCGGAGUAG